Aphanomyces astaci is the source of this 1525-nucleotide messenger RNA. RefSeq lists its product as hypothetical. The record is from RefSeq and is a predicted model, not a curated record. The coding region runs from base 98 to 718 and encodes 206 amino acids. The transcript is spliced from 3 exons. NCBI's taxonomy places the organism in Eukaryota, Oomycota, Saprolegniomycetes, Saprolegniales, Verrucalvaceae.
CUCAUGGUUUUGCUGUAUGGUUUUAUCCGGAUACGGAUAAAACAAUUGACUGGUAAAUAUGGGGAGCCGAAACGUGACGUGAAUAUUUGACGGCAGCAUGCAGGCUUUAGGCAACACCCUCCGUGCGUUCGGGCAGAAACUGGACAAAGUCGGCGUCUCCAUUGAAGGAGCGCUUACCUACACCGAGCGAUUGGUGCCGUCGACUCGGUUGGUCAAGUUCGCCGGCCACAAGCCCACGCUCGCGGCCACGACAUUCGUGGCUCCGAAUGCGUCUGUGAUCGGCGAAGUGUCCAUUGGUCAAGGAAGUUCCGUCUGGUAUGGCGCGACUGUCCGUGGAGACGUGAACACCAUCACCAUUGGCGACAACACGAACAUCCAAGACCAAGCCGUUGUCCACGCGGCCAAGAUCGCGAACGAUUUCCCCACCAUCAUCGGGAACAACGUGACGAUCGGACCCAACGCCAUCAUCCAUGCGGCCAAGAUCAGCAACCAAUGCAUCAUCGGCACCGGUGCCCAAGUCUUGGAUGGGGCCGUGGUCGGCGAGAACUCGAUCGUUACGGCCGGGUCCAUCGUGACCCAAGGCAAGAACGUCCCCGCCGGCCAAGUACGUUGUCGCAUAUCUCUUGCAUGUUUCGAAGCAUGGUCUCUCACGGUUAACGUAGUUGUGGUCUGGUAUCCCUGCCCGUGCCGUGCGCGACUUGACCUCGGAAGAGAUUGAAUUCAUCAAGCAAUGCUCGUUGGAUUAUGUCGAAUUGUCGGAGGCGCAUGCCGUGGAAGCGGCCAAGUCCUUCGAAGAAAUCGAAGCGGACAAGGAGAAGCGCAAAAUCCUCGAUACCGUCGGCGAAUUGGGCUUGGAACAAAAGACCGAGAAACGCAUCGACACGGGUCUUUUCUUUAAAUAUUAAAAGACUUCCGUUCAUUGUUCUAAAAACCGCAACCCAACUGUAACGCAAUUAAAGACUACCGCUGCAGGGAUGCUUGUUGUCAUGCACGCAGUGCCCGCCCUUCUCCAGAUACCGCUGGUGGUAGUCGUCUGCAGGGUAGAAUACUCCCGCGGGGGCGAUCUCUGUCCAAAUGUCGCGCGCAAGAAGUGCUUCCUGCUUGGAUUUGGACGCGACGGCAGUAGCAUGUUGCGCGUCGCUGUGGAAGUAGAUGCCGGAGCGAUGGGGUGAACCAAGGUCCAUGUCGUCGAGGCCUUCGUACGAAGAUUGGAUUGCCCAAAAGUACUCCAGCAAGUCUUCGUAUGACACGGCGGUGUAGUCGAAUGUGAUCUGGACGGCAAGAGCAUGGCCGGUUGUGUCUGCGCAUACUUCUUCGAAUGUUGGUUCAUGCGUUCGGCCAUUGAUGAAGCCAACUUGGGUGCUGAUGACGCCAGUGACGCACUGGAAGUGCAGCUGGGCACUCCAGAAGCACCCCGCGGCAAACGUUGCGAGUUGAUGAUGCUUGAUCACCGACGGAGUUCGGGACAGGAUUCUGAGGUUGUUCAACAUGGUGGGAAAAAGUAAAUAUCAACCAGUAUGCGCAG